Messenger RNA from Chanos chanos (milkfish), 2331 nucleotides. RefSeq names its product phosphofructokinase, muscle b (gene pfkmb). The record is from RefSeq and is a predicted model, not a curated record. Gene Ontology annotation, cellular component: membrane; 6-phosphofructokinase complex; cytoplasm. Lineage: Eukaryota; Metazoa; Chordata; Actinopteri; Gonorynchiformes; Chanidae. Gene Ontology annotation, molecular function: 6-phosphofructokinase activity; monosaccharide binding; ATP binding. Gene Ontology annotation, biological process: fructose 1,6-bisphosphate metabolic process; fructose 6-phosphate metabolic process; canonical glycolysis. Bases 1 to 2331 code for a protein of 776 amino acids. The transcript has 22 exons.
AUGCAGAAUCAUCCUGAGGUGGACGCCACCAAGAUGGGCGUGGGCAAGUCGAUCGCCGUCCUGACCUCAGGAGGAGAUGCGCAGGGGAUGAACGCUGCUGUAAGAGCAACAGUCAGAGUGGGCAUCUACACUGGCGCCAAGGUUUACUUUGUCCAUGAGGGUUACCAGGGGCUCGUGGACGGAGGGGACAACAUUCGCCUGGCCACAUGGGAGAGCGUGUCUAUGAUGCUACAGCUGGGUGGCACGGUGAUUGGUAGUGCCCGCUGUCAGGAUUUCCGCACUAAAGAGGGUAGAAGCAAGGCGGCCUAUAACCUGGUGAAGCUGGGCAUCACCAACCUGUGUGUGAUUGGUGGAGACGGCAGCCUGACUGGAGCCAAUGAGUUUCGCAAUGAGUGGAGUGAGCACCUUGCCAUCCUGGUCAAAGCAGGUAAGAUCAGCGUGGAAGAGGCCAAGCGGUCAUCUCACUUGCACAUUGUUGGAAUGGUGGGCUCUAUUGAUAAUGAUUUCUGUGGGACUGACAUGACGAUUGGCACGGACUCCGCCCUGCACAGAAUCAUGGAGGUGGUGGAUGCUAUUACUACCACUGCUCAGAGUCACCAGAGAGCCUUCAUACUGGAAGUGAUGGGCAGGCACUGCGGGUAUCUGGCGUUGGUAACUGCUCUGGCUUGUGGAGCUGACUGGGUUUUCAUUCCAGAGAUGCCACCAGAUGAAGGCUGGGAGGAACAUCUGUGUCGGAGACUGGCCGAGCAAAGGGGGCGCGGCUCUCGUCUGAAUAUCAUCAUUGUGGCUGAGGGAGCUUUGGAUCGCCAUGGUAAACCCAUCACCUGUGACAUGAUCAAAAAUUUGGUGUCUAAGAGGUUGGGUUUUGACACUCGUUCGACUAUUCUGGGUCACGUACAGAGAGGAGGCACACCUUCAGCUUUCGACAGAAUACUGGCUAGCAGGAUGGGGGUGGAGGCGGUAAUGGCAUUGUUGGAGGCCACACCUGAGACUCCUGCCUGUGUGGUCAGCCUGUCUGGGAACAUGGCCGUCAGACUUCCCCUAAUGGAAUGUGUGCAAGUGACUAAAGAUGUGACUAAAGCGAUGGCUGAGGGCAGGUUUCAGGAUGCUGUGAAGCUGAGGGGAAGGAGUUUUGAGCAUAACCUGGAGACCUAUAAGCUGUUGGCCCAUGUGCAUCUUCCUGACGUGAAGAGUAAUAUAAACAUAGCCAUUCUGAAUGUGGGGGCACCCUGCGCGGGGAUGAAUGCGGCUGUGAGAUCAUCAGUCAGAAUCGGGAUCCUACAGGGACACAACAUGCUGGUGGUUCAUGACGGCUUUGAGGGACUCGCUCAAGGACUGAUUGAACCAGUCACAUGGGCUGGAGUUGCAGGGUGGACAGGAAAAGGCGGGUCUAACUUAGGUACCAAGAGAACCCUGCCAGCUGGUAUGUUGGAGGAGAUCAGUCAGACCAUUGCUAAGUUUAAUAUCCAUGCUCUCGUCAUCAUUGGUGGAUUUGAGGCGUUUCUGGGUGGGUUGCAGUUGGUGACAGGGAGAGAGAAAUAUGAGGAAUUGUGUGUUCCGCUGGUGGUUGUUCCUGCGACAGUCUCCAACAAUGUUCCCGGAUCAGACUUCAGCAUCGGCGCAGAUACAGCCCUCAACACCAUCACCAUGACGUGUGACAGAAUAAAGCAGUCGGCUGCAGGCACUAAGCGUCGUGUGUUUAUCAUUGAGACAAUGGGAGGAUACUGUGGGUAUCUGGCCACCAUGGCAGGCCUGGCCUCAGGAGCAGACGCCGCCUACAUCUUUGAAGAACCCUUUGGCAUUCAUGAGCUGGAGAUGAAUGUGCAGCAUUUGGUGGAGAAAAUGAAAACCACCGUGAAAAGAGGUCUCAUUCUCAGGAAUGAGGAUUGUAAUGCCAAUUACACCACAGACUUCAUCUUUAAACUGUACUCAGAGGAGGGCAAAGGCGUGUUCGACUGCCGUAUGAAUGUCCUGGGGCACAUGCAGCAGGGUGGGACUCCCACUCCGUUUGACAGGAACUUUGGGACUAAGAUGGGGGCGAAGGCAGUGCUGUGGCUGACAGAUAAACUGAAAGAAUGUUACAGACACGGCCGCAUCUUUGCAAACACACCAGACUCAGCGUGUGUGCUGGGGAUGAAGAGGAGGAGUCUGGUCUUCCAGUCUCUGGCUGAGCUAAAGGAUCAGACUGACUUUGAGCAUCGCAUUGCUAAGAUCCAGUGGUGGCUGCGUCUUAGACCCAUUCUGAAGAUUCUGGCCAAAUACAAGACCAAUCUGGACACUUCAGAGAAGGCAGCUAUGGAGCAUGUUAUCAAGAAGAGAGGAGCAAUCUAA